GCAAAGGACCGGUCAGUGAUGGAGCUGCUGCCAUGACAACCCCGGGAAGUCAGCCUGCGCGCCGCCCAGGGAUGCUGCCGGCCAGCCCAGCCGGCGGGGCUGGGAGGAGGAUGAGGAUGAUGAUGCUACCACCACCGCCGCCGCUUCCCCUGACCCCCCAAUACCCAUCCUACUACCGCCGAUAAGCCCUGCUGGAAGCUGAAAAGGGGGGGGGGGUUGUUCUCUGGCACCCCACCAUCUUGCAUCCGGACAUCCCCCACCACCUCCAUCCAUCCUGCAUCCCGCCUGGACCGACCCGGCGGUGGGGCUGGAGGAGAGGAACCGCUGGGAGGCUUUCCCCACUCUGCCUUUUUGCCUCUAACUCGCCUCGGGGGGGUGGUUUUUGGACUGUUUUUUGGUUUUUUUGGACUGCCCCCCCUGCUCCGCGCUGCGAACUCGGGGGGGAGCUGGGGGGGGUGCACCCCGGCACCUCCUCGCCCAAAGUGAGCCUCGGACUGCUUCCCGGGAAGAGCCGGCUCGCCCAACGUCCAGCACCUUUGCCACUUCUCCUCCUCCUCCUCUUCUUCCUCCUCCUCCUCCUCUUCCCCACCCCGGCCCUCCCGGUCCUCCUCCCUCACCCAAGGAUACCGGGGACUCCCUCCGGAUGCCGCUGGGCAGGCUCAGCGCUCGCAGCCAGCCUUGCCGGGGGCUCUCCUGAUCUCCGUGGAGCUCCUCAUCGCUUGCCCCGGAGUGCCCGUGCGCAGCGGAGAUGCCACCUUCCCCAAAGCUAUGGACAACGUGACUGUGCGGCAAGGGGAGAGUGCCACGCUCAGGUGCUCCGUGGAUAACCGAGUCACCCGAGUGGCCUGGCUGAACCGCAGCAGCAUCCUCUAUGCCGGCAACGACAAGUGGUGCUUGGACCCUCGGGUGGUGCUCUUGGCCAACACCAAAACCCAGUACAGCAUCCAGAUCCAAGACGUGGACGUCUACGAUGAGGGGCCCUACACCUGCUCCGUGCAGACAGACAAUCACCCCAAGACGUCGCGCGUCCACCUCAUCGUGCAAGUGUCUCCGAAAAUCACCGAGAUCUCUUCUGACAUCUCCAUCAACGAGGGCGGCAACGUCAGCCUCACCUGCAUAGCCACGGGCAGGCCAGAUCCCACAAUCACCUGGAGACACAUCUCGCCCAAAGCCGUGGGCUUCAUCAGCGAGGACGAGUACCUGGAGAUCACGGGCAUCACGCGGGAGCAGUCGGGCGAGUACGAGUGCAGCGCCUCCAACGACGUGGCAGCCCCCGUGGUCCAACGAGUCAAAGUCACUGUCAACUACCCUCCGUACAUCUCGGACGCCAAGAGCACCGGGGUGCCCGUGGGGCAGAAGGGCAUCCUGCUCUGUGAAGCCUCUGCUGUCCCCUCUGCUGACUUCCAGUGGUACAAAGAUGACAAACGGCUGGCUGAAGGACAGAAAGGACUGAAAGUGGAGAACAAAGCCUUCUUCUCCAGGCUGACUUUCUUCAACGUCUCCGAGCAGGAUUACGGCAACUACACCUGCGUCGCCUCCAACCAGCUAGGGAACACCAACGCCAGCAUGAUCCUCUACGAAGAGACAACUACCGCUCUGACACCCUGGAAAGGUCCCGGAGCGGUGCAUGAUGGGAACAACGGCGCCUGGCGACGAGGAGGCUGCAUGUGGCUACUGGCCCUCCCGCUCGCCCAGCUGGCCCGCCAGUUUUGACCCCAGAGCCGGCCCGCGGAGUAGCGGCGGCAACGACCACGGCCAGCGAGGGCAAGAGGAAAGGAGAGGAAGAAGAAGAAGAAGAAGAAGAUGAAGAAGAUGAUGAUGUGUUCACCGUUUCCGAAAAUAAUCAUAAGAAUUGAGAGAGUAUCCGGCCAGGCCACCUGGGGGAGGGGGAGAGUGGAAAAAUCACGCAAAAAAAAACACAAAACAAAACAAAAAAAAGCCAAACAAAAACGCAACGGGAAAUUGGAAAGGAGAGAAAAGAGAAAAAAAAAAAUAAUAUAAUAAUCCAAGGCUUCCUGCAGAAGAUGCAACGCGACUGAGUCUUUUUCUUCCCCAGUUUUAUUUUUGACUCCCACCCACUUAUCCCCCCUCCUCAUUUUCGCCGGUCGCCGCCGCGGGCCAUCGCAGAGGAUGGGGAGGGACACGGGGGGCACCUCACCGUGUCCCCCCACCCCAAGGUCCCCUCCACUGCCCUCGCCUGCCCAAUCCCUCCCCCAGGGAACCCUCCCUCCGGACGCACCGGUUUCCUUCUUUGCCGAGAUUUCCCCGUCUUCUCACGGACCGCGCCGCCAUUUGUGUUCCAGGACAUAGAUAUAUAUAUAUUUCUCCACGUAUACAUAUAUAUAUAUAUAUAUAUAUAUGUAUAGAUAUAUAGAUCUUCAACCAGUUUCCACGCCACCAGGAAAGGAAAAGGGAGGAAGGAGACGGGCGUCGAAGCCACGCGU
Messenger RNA from Calidris pugnax (ruff), 2444 nucleotides. RefSeq names its product protein CEPU-1. The transcript has 9 exons. Gene Ontology annotation, cellular component: neuron projection. The record is from RefSeq and is a predicted model, not a curated record. The coding region runs from base 769 to 1713 and encodes 314 amino acids. Lineage: Eukaryota; Metazoa; Chordata; Aves; Charadriiformes; Scolopacidae.